Messenger RNA from Stomoxys calcitrans (stable fly), 1661 nucleotides. Its product is annotated as zinc finger and SCAN domain-containing protein 26. Gene Ontology annotation, cellular component: nucleus. The record is from RefSeq and is a predicted model, not a curated record. Lineage: Eukaryota; Metazoa; Arthropoda; Insecta; Diptera; Muscidae. Gene Ontology annotation, molecular function: DNA-binding transcription factor activity, RNA polymerase II-specific; zinc ion binding; RNA polymerase II transcription regulatory region sequence-specific DNA binding. The transcript has 6 exons. Bases 121 to 1254 code for a protein of 377 amino acids. Gene Ontology annotation, biological process: regulation of transcription by RNA polymerase II.
CCCUCUCAUACAAAAACCCAAACAAGAAGAAGAAACUAAAAGUGGUGGACCUAUUACCGAGCAGUGCUGUGCCAUCCUCGAAAACAAAUUACCAAACUAAGAAAUUAAAAGUCAACGACAAUGUUUUCAUCGAGGACUUGGCUAAUAUGUAGAGUUUGCAUGCAACAAAGAGAUGCGAUGACAAAUUUAUUUACUCAAGUAUCAAAUCAACCGAUAUGGAAUCUGUUAAGAGAUUGCGGGGGAAUUCCAGUGCGUCGAAAAGAUAAUCUCCCUGACCAAAUAUGUGAAGCUUGCUUGCAAAGGCUUUGGAAGGCUCAUGCAUUUCGUUUGGAUUGCCAGAGAGCUCACAGAGAAAUAACCCAAUUGGUUCAACCAAUUUUAGAUAAUGACGAGGAGUUUCUAUCAGAGAACGUAUCAGAGAAGACUGAUAUCUUGGACAAGUUUCAUGCAGAGGUUAUUGACAAAUUUCAAUCUCAAAAUGAUAGUGAAUAUCCAGUUUAUUCGUGUAGCAGCAUAAGUUCCAAUUCAACAAACCCUGAACUUAAAAUACGAUGUGAAAAGUUGCCAAUUACGACAAAUAACUAUAUCGAAGUGAAUGACGAAAAGCUUAAGAGUUGGGUACCCCCAUUAAAGGAAAGCAUGGCAUUGUCAAUUCAAUCGUCCACUAACAAAGACGUAACAAAAUCUAAACGAAGGCGAAGAAAUAGAAAAAAAUUAAAUUCGAAUGAACAGACUGAAAUUUGUAAAAUCUGUGCGAAUGUUUAUCCCAAUGCUGAACUUUUGAGACAUCACAUGUAUGUUCACAAAAAGCCUCAUCUUUGCAACAUUUGUGGCAAAACUUUUAGUCAAAUACAGCAAUACAAGAAUCACAAAAAUUCUCAUAUGGGUAUACGGCCAUAUCAAUGUCGUGUAUGCAGCAAAGAGUUUUCCGAUAUCUCGAAUCGCAAUAAGCAUGAGAAAAAUGUUCACAGUGUCGGUAAAAAUGCAAAAUCUACGGAAUGCUAUAUUUGCAACAAGAAAUAUUGCUCAUUACAAAGUUUGCGAAAGCAUCAUCAGAAUGUGCACAUGAAAUUGAUCACACCAACCAACGAGUUAAAAAAUAUAAGAAAUCUUCCAGCUAUGGGAUCUAUGGACCAGAACGUCGAUGCAACCGAAAGAGAGCUAGCCAACGAUCGCUUCCCCCACAUGGAAUCAUAUGGCUACAAUAACGACGAUGUUAAAAGGCCCAUGCAGACAAUCACGGCAGAAGCCUAAAACAAAUUAAAGUAGUAGUAGUAGUUGUUGUUGUAACAGUUUGUUGUUGUCAAUCCGGUACGUAAAGUAGUAUUAUUUCUUUGUUUCUGAUAUUUGCAUUUUUUCUUGCAAUUUAUUUGUGUGGUUUAUUAUGCAUGGCAAUUUUCCCGAAUUCUUUUUUUCAAAAGCGAUCGGAUCUAUGCACAGGAACCCUCUCUCUCUCUCUCCAAAAGGAUCGCUAUCCCCACAUGAAAGCAUGUAUGUGACUGACAACAACCACAACAACAACUACUUAGUUAUUUAUUUUAUAUGCAUUGUUUAUAUUUUUAAUUAUUCCUUAUAUCAUAUUUAUAAGAAUGAGUUAAGACAAUUUUAUUUUUUAAAUUUUGAAUAUUUUUUCCAUUUUCAUUUCGAUGGACUUUUACAUU